Dioscorea cayenensis subsp. rotundata (Guinea yam) is the source of this 855-nucleotide messenger RNA. RefSeq lists its product as uncharacterized. The record is from RefSeq and is a predicted model, not a curated record. Bases 39 to 728 code for a protein of 229 amino acids. NCBI's taxonomy places the organism in Eukaryota, Viridiplantae, Streptophyta, Magnoliopsida, Dioscoreales, Dioscoreaceae. The transcript is spliced from 4 exons.
UGGUAGAUCAGAGAGGUAGCAGAGAAAGGGGAGCAAAGAUGGCGAAAACCUCAAGCUCUCCUCUCAACCUCCUCCUCCUCUUAUCCCCCCUCUCUUUCCUUCUCUCAAUGGCUCAAUCUCCGAUUCCGGCGCACUACGAUGGCUUCCUCUACGGCGCAGUCAGCCCAUGGGAAGCAUCCGUGCUGGUCGAGGCGUUCAUGGAUCCGAUGUGCCCGGAUAGCAGAGAUGCAUGGCCUUCUCUCAAGCAAGCUUUUCAACACUACUCCCCGCUUGUGUCUCUCAUCGUCCAUCCAUUCCCUCUCCCUUACCAUGACAACUCAUAUCUUACUUGUCGUGCGCUUCAUAUUGCAAACAUGUUGAAUAUAUCGACGACAUUUCCUUUACUGGAGUUCUUCUUUGACCAUCAGAAAAAAUGGUCUAAUUCAGCAACGCAAUACAUGAGCAAACAAUCUAUAAUCAACGAUAUCACAAAGCAUGUCUCGCUGGUCAUUGGGAAUUCCUCAAUAUCUGCAUUUCAGUCUGGUUUUGCAGAUUCUCAUACUGAUAAAGCAGCAAGAGUUUCCUUCAGGUAUGGGUGUUCAAGAGGAGUUGCUGGAACUCCGUAUUUCUUCGUUAAUGGUUUCCUGCUGCCUGGUGGUGGCUCAGCUCUUGAUUACAAACAAUGGCGAAAGAUCAUCGACCCGUUGUUGACCCGUGCAGAGGGACAAAUAGAGAGUACGAUAAUUUGAAUGAAUGUUGUAGCUGUAAACAUAUACCGAAUAUCAAACUCAUCGGUAAAGUUAUAUACUGUGCCUUGUAGAUGAAUAAAAGUAUGGAUAUUUUGGUAAUUCAGCUGAUGGAGUUACUUUAAAUUAA